Messenger RNA from Brassica rapa (field mustard), 2040 nucleotides. Its product is annotated as protein NUCLEAR FUSION DEFECTIVE 4. The record is from RefSeq and is a predicted model, not a curated record. NCBI's taxonomy places the organism in Eukaryota, Viridiplantae, Streptophyta, Magnoliopsida, Brassicales, Brassicaceae. Gene Ontology annotation, cellular component: membrane.
AAAAAAAACAAAACCUUUUUUUUCACCGAUCUGUUGUCCUUUUGAUCUCUGAUUCUUCUUCAAUGGCGUCAACAACGCGAGAAAAGUUCGUAUCUUUCAUAAACAACCGAUGGCUUGUCUUCGUUGCCGCCAUGUGGAUACAGUCUUGCGCCGGUAUCGGUUACUUGUUCGGAAGCAUUUCUCCGGUCAUCAAAAGCUCUCUUAACUACAACCAGAAGGAGCUCGCCAGGCUCGGAGUGGCGAAGGAUCUUGGCGACAGUGUCGGCUUCAUCGCAGGGUAUCUCUCGGAGAUGUUGCCUCUCUGGGCUGCUCUUCUCGUCGGCGCUGUUCAGAACCUCGUUGGUUAUGGAUGGGUUUGGCUUAUCGUCACUGGCCGUGCUCCGAUUCUUCCUCUAUGGGCUAUGUGUAUUCUCAUAUUCGUUGGGAACAACGGAGAAACCUACUUCAACACAGCGUCGCUAGUCUCUGGCGUUCAAAACUUCCCCAAGAGCCGAGGUCCAGUGGUGGGCAUCCUCAAAGGAUUCGCCGGCCUAGGCGGUGCAAUGCUCUCUCAGAUAUACACAGUCAUCAACUCUCCCGACCCCGCCUCUCUCAUUUUCAUGGUCGCCGUUGCCCCUGCGGUUGUCGUUAUUCCGCUAAUGUUCUUCAUCAGACCCGUUGGUGGUCACAGGCAGAUUCGUCCAACAGAUGGAUUUAGCUUUACUUUCAUCUACGGCGUUUGCAUUCUCCUCGCGGUUUAUCUCAUGGCCGUUAUGCUUAUCGAAGAUCUCGUCGUUGUUAGCCUUAACGUAGUCACCGCGUUCACCGUUGUGUUGUUUUUCAUUCUUCUUGCACCGGUCUUGGUCCCAAUCAUGACGAGUUUCUUCAGUGAUUCGAACGGUCCUGCUGAUAUGGUGGAGGAACCACUUGUACCUAAACGGGAAGGCGACCAAGAUCCAGGGCUCCGGACACCUGAUUUGAUCCUGAGUGAAGUGGAAGAUGAGAAACCAAGAGAUGUUGAUUUGCUUCCUGCUUCAGAGAGGCAUAAGAGAAUUGCUCAUUUGCAAGCACAGCUAAUGCAGGCAGCUGCGGAAGGAGCAGUCCGGGUGAAGGGAAGGAGAGGGCCGCACAGAGGUGAAGAUUUUACUCUAAUGCAGGCACUCGUGAAGGCAGACUUCUGGCUGAUAUUCUUCUCACUUCUGCUCGGUGGUGGUUCCGGUUUGACUGUAAUAGACAAUCUUGGUCAGAUGAGUCAGUCUCUUGGUUAUGACAACACUCACGUGUUUGUGUCUAUGAUCAGCAUUUGGAACUUCCUUGGACGUAUCUCCGGCGGUUAUUUCUCUGAGCUCGUUGUCAGGGACUAUGCGUACCCAAGGCCUGUAGCAAUGGCCGUGGCUCAGAUAGUAAUGGCCGUGGGACAUGUUUGUUUUGCCUUCGGAUGGCCUGGAGCCAUGUACAUUGGCACACUCUUGAUUGGACUCGGGUACGGUGCUCACUGGGCUAUUGUCCCAGCCACUGCCUCUGAGCUCUUCGGUCUGAAAAAGUUUGGAGCUCUAUACAACUUCUUGACGCUGGCCCUCCCGGUCGGGUCCUUCGUCUUCUCGGGUAUGAUUGCGAGCAGCAUAUACGACAUGGAAGCUGAGAGACAAGCGCACGGGUCUGUUUUUAAUCCGGAUGACGUCCUUAAAUGCGAAGGUUCAAUAUGUUACUUCUUGACGUCGCUUAUAAUGUCUGGCUUCUGUAUCGUCGCUUGCAUCUUGAGUAUGAUUCUCGUGCGUCGUACCAAGUCUGUCUACACUCAGCUCUAUGGCAAGACCCGCGCUUAAUCUGUUCCUUUUGGCUUCUUAUUCAUUGGUUUUGUUUUGCCUUUGCCGAUACAGAAGUUUUUGCUCUGGUCUCGAUUUUUUUGUUGUUGUUGUUGUUAUUGUCAGUUUUGUUUGUUGGUUUGUAUUCAUAUCCACGGCACACAUCUACGAUUGGUAGAUUUAUAUAAAAGAUUAUUAGAAUAAAUGUUCCAUUUUGGAUUAUGACAUUUUAAAUAUAUAAAGUUAAUUAAAAGCA